Molecule: messenger RNA, 1376 nt
Organism: Alnus glutinosa
Lineage: Eukaryota; Viridiplantae; Streptophyta; Magnoliopsida; Fagales; Betulaceae
Exons: 5
Coding region: 186-932 (248 amino acids)
Source: RefSeq, a predicted model, not a curated record
CCACCUUCGCCACCACCCACACACACCCAAUAUAAUACCACUCCCCCGUAUAUAAACCCCCUCUUUCACUCUCUCUCUCUCAGACUCUCUCUUUUUCUUGCUUUUAACAUCUCUCUCAUUCUCUUCCGCCACUCAGUCCUCGAUCUUUCUCAAUAAUCUCUCUCUUUCUCAGAAACAAGCAGACGAUGAUGGUGGGGGACGAGUGGGUGAGGGCGGCGAUGACGGACGACGCGGUGGUGGUGGAGCUGCUGGUGCGGCUCAAGCAGUCGCAAGCGUCGUCAUCGUCCUCGCCCAAGUCGUGGCCUAGAGCGCUGGUUCCGCUAAGGUGGGGCCUGAGGCAGCCCAGGUCCAGGCCCAGAUGCGACGCCGUUUUGCGGAGGAAGGAAGCCGAUUCUACCAGAUGCAGCCCCACCACCCCCCUCUCCUGGAGCGGCGGCGCCCCUCCCUCCCCCACCACCGACGGCUUUGAAGCCUCCAGCGGCCCCGCCAGCAGAUCCAAGGGUACUGCUGCAAAUGAAUCGACAGCUACCAAGAUGUCAAGAAGAAAAAGGACAUUUGCUGAGCUUAAGGAGCAGGAGAAUUCUCUGUUGAUGGAAAGGCUACACUUGAAAAAGGAGAUAGCAACACUUCGUGCAACUUUUAAGGAACAGAGUGCCAAAAAUGAGAGCUUGAAGAGAAUGAAGCUUGAUUUGGUUUUGCAUUCUGCAAAGAAUCUGAGUGCAAGUUCUGAUGGACUGGAGAGAGCAGUUUCCAGAGAACCCUACCAGAGAGUAGCCUCCACUCCUGACCAUAUAUCUUCAAGCUUACCGGCAUAUGACACAAAGGAUGAUAAUCAGGAAUCAGAACCUUGCAAGGCAGUCUGUCUUCCUGAUCUAAAUAUGAUGCCAUCGGAGGAGGAUUCCAGCUCUGAGACCUUAUACGGGAUGAGCUGAGAAAUGCGUGCUGACUGCUUUUCUACUCCUCCCCAAAAGGACAUGGCUAUAAGACACUAUCAACCCGUCUCUAUUAGUACGGAAAACGUGAUCCGCCGGUACGUUGCGCCGGGCCAAGGACCCCUUCGUAGAUGUAACUCUGUAAAUCUUUAGAUGAAGUCGCAGAUGGUAGGAUUCAACUUGUUCCGGUUUUCAGUUCUUGAAGGGCAAAACAAGUUGGAGAGAAGGAUUUUGAGGGUAGUGUGGCAAUCCUAGCCAUUAGGCUGACGAUAUCAUUUAUUUGCGGCAGGUUCCUACUAACCCCCAAAAUUUCUUGGGUGAGCCCUUUGUCACUUCUCGUUUCAGAAUUAUGGACACGUAAUUGUGUCAUUCUUUGUAGGCAAACAGCUGUUGGGCUCCUCUGUUUGAGGUACUUGGAAGUCAAUAACGCUGUUCUUCUUCUAA